CUACAAAUCAUAUGGUUAUGAAAAUAAUAGGAAGUAGGCGCGUAUCGAAAUUCAAAUAAUACUUAUAAUAUUUGAGAUAUCGAAACGAGAGACUGAACCGAUCGAGCCCUUCUACACUAAUUGUAUUGAAAUUUUCUCGAAACCUGACACACGCACCUUUCUCCAAGAUAUUAAUAAAGAAACAUGAAUACAGCACGAUUGUUGAGUUUUGUAUCAUCGUCCAACGUAUGUAGAAACUUCUCAAGUUCUUCAAUAUGUAAUGCAAAUUAUUCAUGUAAGUUGCUAGUUGUUGGUGGAGGAUCGGGUGGUUGCACAGUUGCUGCUAAAUUCGCCCGUAGGCUGAAUAAAGACUCGGUCAUUAUUUUGGAACCUAGUAAUGAUCAUUACUAUCAGCCCCUUUUCACUCUGGUAGGAGCCGGAGUGAAACGUGUGAGCGACACUAGGAGAUCCGCCCAGAGCGUGUUACCUAAAGCAGCGAAAUGGCUGAGAGAUUCCGCCGAAACGAUUAACGCCAAAGCGAAUGUUGUGACGACGAAAGAUGGACACGUCAUCAAUUAUGAGUACAUCGUUAUCGCUGUUGGACUGAAGAGCGAUUAUAAUAAAAUUCCAGGCUUGACUGAGGCGCUAAACGACACUAGCAGCGGCGUGUCUACGAUAUACGCGCCGGAGUACUGCGAGAAGACCUGGUCCGACCUGCAGACGUUCAAAGGCGGCGAGGCCAUCUUCACUUACCCGGAGACGCUGAUCAAGUGUCCAGGAGCGCCGCAGAAAAUUGCCUAUUUAGCCGAGUCUUAUUUUACCAAGACGAAUGUUCGUUCGAAAUCGAACAUAACGUACAACACGUGCCUGCCCGUUAUCUUCGGAGUGAAGAAGUACGCCGACGCGCUCCUGAAGGUGGUGGAACGGAAGAAGAUCAACGUCAAUUACAAGACGGUGCUCAAAGAAGUCAAACCAGACAGGAGAGAAGCGGUUUUCUACAACACUGACGACAAGACUAAGGAAACAACAAUGCAAUACAACAUGCUCCACGUGACUCCGCCGAUGAAGACCCCGGAUUUCCUGCAGCGGAGUAGCGACAUUGUGGACCCUAAUGGCUACCUGACCGUCAACAAAUAUACACUGCAGCACGACAAAUAUCCCAACGUUUACGGCAUCGGAGACUGCACCAACACUCCGAACAGCAAGACCGCCGCUGCCAUUGCCAAACAAUGCUACGUGCUCGAACACAAUUUACUUGGUACGAUGCAAAAAGACGAGCCGAAGUUAAAAUACGACGGGUACGGAGCGUGCCCCCUCCUCACAGCGUACGGGAAGUGUAUACUGGCCGAGUUCAUUUACGACGGGAUACCGCAUGAAACCUUGCCCUUCGAUCAGGCCCGAGAAAGCGCGUUAGCGUAUUACAUGAAGAAGGAUCUAUUCCCCUUCCUAUACUGGAACUUGAUGCUCAAAGGUCGUUAUCACGGACCGGAAUUUGUGAGAAAAAUUAUAAACCCAUUGGCUAAGUAACCGAAUUCGAAAUGGCGUUAUGACAGUGUCAUUUCUUAACACGAAUGGCGCUUUGACAUUGAAAGUCGCGAACUGUCAUUGUGACAGUGACAGUUGAGUUAAGUAGGUAGGUAUUUAUAAUAAUCCAAGGGUGCGUUUACGUCUGUAAUCAACAUAUCUAUUAUACUCUAUUUGGUUUUAUGACUAGUAUCGUCUUUGAUCGAAAUCUGCUCACUUUGUACGGUGAAUUUUUUUUACCUUCACUUUAUUUUGUCACUGCCGUGAAAUCUAUUAUAUCAAAUUACCGAAAAAUGUUUCAAAUUUAAUUUCUUAUCUUAAUAUCUCUUUAAAAAUAAUUAUGUAUUUCAUUUUGAAAUUUGGUACUGAUUUCAAGCUCAUCCUUAGAAAAUGAUGACUAAAAAGGCGUUCUAAAUUUUUCUAAGUUCACGCGUUAUCCUUUAAAUAUUUGGACGUGCGAUGUUUAAAUUGUUAAAAUAUUACAAAAUCGGGCUGUGAUUUUAAGCUUGUAUAAUGUUAGUAAGACCAACAUUGUAUACAGCUAAAUUUAUUCAAAAUUUUCGUUUGUUUUUAUAUAUACAAUUUUAACCACAUGUCUUUAUGUGGGUGGUGCGUGAGGUAUCCCCAUUACGGCUACGGUAACACUUGGCGGUGACCACAUAUUACCAGGUUUCCCGUCUUUCACCCAACGGAGCUAAAAAGAACAAAUUUAAAAAUAUAUUUUUUAUCGUUAAUUAGUUGUAAGGAAAUUAUUUUUAAUUAUUAUUUUGUUUAUUCGACCAAAUAAAAAUUCUUUUUGGAAGU
Messenger RNA from Bombyx mandarina (wild silkworm), 2307 nucleotides. It is a transcript of the gene Sqor, whose product is annotated as Sulfide quinone oxidoreductase. The record is from RefSeq and is a predicted model, not a curated record. NCBI's taxonomy places the organism in Eukaryota, Metazoa, Arthropoda, Insecta, Lepidoptera, Bombycidae.